AUGGCGUCGAGCGCACACGAACUGCCCGCGUUCCGCCUGAAACGAUACCUGGACCUCGACGAACGUGUCGAUGCUGCCCGGUCCUUUAGACUCAAAACCAGAUCCCGCAUCGCCAGAUCCAUGCGUGUGGCCGGAGCGUCGUCGCUCAACGUGUCGUCACACAAGCUUGUCACACCGUCCAUGAGCUCAGUGCUGUCCCAGCUCAAAUCCCAGCGUUUGGCCAGUUUCCCACACUUGUCCUCGUCCCACGACCACCACGACGACGGCUGCAGCGUAGCCACGCUGUCGCUGGACGAACACAGCGACCUCGAAAACCGGCUCAGCAGCGUCGACUCGGCCCGGUCGGUCUCCACAACAUCGUCUCUCGAGUCCGUUGCGUCAGACCGUUCCUCGUGGACUGCCACCAAGGCCCACAACCAUCCUCUCGAAACAGCGAUCAUCACGCCCACCGCCACUCUGCCUCGACUGAAACUCGUCAACCCACAGGAUCUCGACUUGGCCGACCACGCGUUCUCAUUCAACUCGCUGCAACUUUGUGAGCCCGUUUACCAACGACCAAAGGCCACCAAUCGUCCCUCGCAUUGGCCCCGUCGUCGCACCUCCGUGGACCUCACCAUCGACACAGACACCAACAUCGGCACCGCCCAGUAUCUAGACACAACUGUUGCGUCAGCUUCUCAAUCGCGGCGUCGCCGUUCCUCGUCGUGUCUUCUGUACGACUCCGACGUCGUCGAACUCGAAAACUGGCCACGAAACCAUCAACGGCAGGAGCCCCGUUCACAGACUCAUCCUGUCUCUACCACGCACACCGCACCUGUGCCCAACCGUCGCAUACGUCAACAAACCUUCAACCCACACUUCCUCAAGCUGUAUGCUUGGGAAACUGCAUCCAAGACCCAGAAUCUGAUUCCGGACCUCAACGUUGACGAACAAGUGUUGCGCCGACUGAGCUACCGCGACAUCUGGAACCUGGAGGUCCCACCUACCUCUCAAGCUCGCGGCGUCAGCGCCCACGACAUCAAGCUCGCCCUCAUAACUCGCAAAAAACUGUGGUCAGACAUGAUGUGCGAGCCUCGACACGACCUGCAUGGCGACCAUGCGCCCUGGAAUCUGCGAUUCGUGGUUUCUCCCGAGCAAGAGACGUCUUCCAACCCAAUCACAACGUCUCUGGUGCGUGUCAACUCCGAUAUAAAGCCUUGGAUGGGACCCACAUCCAAUCUGAUGCUGAGGCCCUCAGGAAAAAUACCAUUGACGCGCGCCAGCUCUGGCAGACCGCUUCGCGAAUUGCACUACGUGGUAAAAGGCUGGUGCGAUGCGCGUUUCGUAUCCAGUUGA
Molecule: messenger RNA, 1335 nt
Organism: Lachancea meyersii CBS 8951
Lineage: Eukaryota; Fungi; Ascomycota; Saccharomycetes; Saccharomycetales; Saccharomycetaceae
Source: the annotation of a GenBank genome assembly